AUGGCUUCGCCCACGCAGAUCCACGUCGACGCCGACAACACAGGUCUCUGGCGUAUUCAGCAAACGCCGGAAGCGUCGGACCGCGUGUCCUCGCUGCUCCAGCAGGACCUCGAGACGCACCAUGUCUUUUUUAACAAUGAUGGCUUCCACAACCACAUCACGCACCACCUGCUGAGCCUCUACGGAACGGGUGCCGAUGCCAGUGCCAUCCAAAAAGGCUACGACGACAAUAAGGGAUACCAGCGCAAGGCCAGGCCCGUGCACAAUCCCAAGGAAGGCGGCGAGCCUCCGGGGACUGCGACCGGGCCGGUCGCCGACGACUGGUAUGAGACUACCGCGCCCCAGCACCUCGGACACGAGUCGUACUAUCCAGACUUUUUACGUUUCUUUCAGCACGACAUUGCACGCCGCGACGAGGAGGCGAAUAAGGCCGGCAGCAACCUGGUCGGCUGGGAGGCCGUGCUGCGCGACCGCGUAUUUUCCGGCACGCCGGCUGCCGAGGAUCUGCGGACACGCCUUUUUGCGGGGUUCUUGCAUCCGCUGAUCCAGCUCAUGUACGGCAUCGAGUGGGGCGAGCCGGCGAUUGUGGCUCAGGGUCUGGCCCAGGCCGCCGUCCACAAGCACCAGGGACUCGACGACGUGUUGUACAGCAUGGAAAGGGCGGCAGACUCCGAGAAGGCCAAGACGACGGGGCACGUCAGCAUUCUGUCCCUCUUCCAAGAGGUCGCCCAGUCGCCCCAGCUGUCGUCGGCCGCGCACUGGGACGACCCCAACAAGAUGCGCAACGGCGUGUUGGCGCGGGCCCUCAAUGAAAUGGUGGCCGUGGCCGCAAAGGUCUCCGUCCCGGCAACGGAAGAAGGGCUGGCCGCGCGGACGGCCGAGAUGGCCGAGGCGUGUCUCUACGUGGCGUCGUCGGCCGCGCUGCAACAUCCCACCAAGUACAUAAAAUUUGAUUUCUUCCUGAUACACCAUGUCAACUCCGUCCCUUUCUUCCUGGCAAUAAACUCCUUUGUGUGGCUUUCGGUCGAAGCCAAGGCCCGUCUGCUCGAGUGGAAAAUCCGCCUGGACCUCGUCCAGUACGCAUCACGGGCGUGCCCGCCGCUGCUCGAAGUUUCCAAGCUCGAGGCGUACAGGUCGCCCCCGUCCAGCAACGCCUCUGCUCAUCCGGCGGCGGAUGGGCCCUCGACGACGAACAACAGCAUCUCGCCCGAGGCCACGGCGGCUGCCGCCCGCCUGUUUCACAUGGAGGAGGACGGGCAUGCCAUCAAGCUGGUCCGCGCCACCGGACUCAUCGAGCGCGAAGUACGCAAGUCGCUGUUCACGGGAACGCCUUGCCGCCUCCUCAACUCCGAUCGCGUCUGGGAGGCCCUCUACCGUCUGGAGACGGACUCGGUUUUUGCGCCAGGCAAUACCUAUGUGCGGACCACCGGUCUGGAGCAGGCCUGGGAAGAUAUUCCAGACAUCUCCAAGUAG
This is a messenger RNA of Sporothrix brasiliensis 5110, 1473 nucleotides long. RefSeq lists its product as uncharacterized. Lineage: Eukaryota; Fungi; Ascomycota; Sordariomycetes; Ophiostomatales; Ophiostomataceae. The transcript has 3 exons. Gene Ontology annotation, molecular function: oxidoreductase activity. The record is from RefSeq and is a predicted model, not a curated record. Bases 1 to 1473 code for a protein of 490 amino acids.